UCUAACGAUAUGGUUACCAAUCUCUCUCUCUCUCUCUCUCUCUCUCUCUCCUCUGAUUCAGAUGCCAUUUGGGUCUAUUUCAUAGCCCUUCCUUUUCAUUUCCUCUGUUUUUAGUGCUGCAGCCGACGGUUUUCCAAAACAGAGCAUCCAUGGCGGACGCCAAGAAGGUUGUGGUUAUGAUGCUUAAAGUGGAUUUGCAGUGUGAUCGAUGCUACAAGAAAGUGAAAAAAGUUCUCUGCAAAUUUCCUCAAAUUCGGGACCAGAUUUAUGAUGAGAAACAGAACCUUGUGAUUAUCAAAGUGGUUUGUUGUAAUCCUGAGAAGCUUAGAGAUAAAAUUUGUUGUAAGGGCUGUGGUGUUAUUAAGAGCAUUGAAAUCAAGCCCGCCGAUCCUCCUCCGCCCAAAAAGCCCGAUCCUCCUCCGCCCAAAAAAGCCGAUCCUCCGCCGGCUAAGCCUGACCCUCCGCCCCCUAAAAAAGCCGACCCACCACCGCCCAAGGCCGACCCUCCGCCACCGAAAAAGGCCGACGCACCACCACCGAAAAAGGCCGACCCACCGCCACCCAAGGCCGACCCUCCACCACCGAAAAAGGCCGACCCACCGCCACCCAAGGCCGAACCUCCACCACAGAAAAAGGCCGACCCACCAGCACCCAAGGCCGACCCUCCGCCGCCCAAAAAGGCCGACCCUCCGCCGCCCAAAAAGGCCGACCCACCACCGCCAGCCAAGGCCGACCCACCGCCUCCGAAAAAGGUAGACCCUCUGCCGCCGGCUCAACCCGAACCGUUCCCUGUUAACAUGUGCGUGCCGGUUCCCGGAUACCCACCGGCUUACCCGAUUGGGAUGUGCUGUAGUCAGUGCUAUGAAGGGCAGGGUGGGGGCCCAUGUUACAGUGGGUUUGGUAGGCCCGGCCCAUGUUGCGAUGGGUGCGCUUCUGGAAGGCCCAUUUAUGACAGUUACGGCGGAGGGAGGCCCUGUUAUGUUAGCCACUGUGAAUACCUCAACGAAGAAAAUGCAUCCGGGUGCAGUGUUAUGUGAAAUACGUGGCAGUUUGUGAAUGGUGGUGAUUAAUGCUCAUGUGCCUUUCACGGUCAUGAUAAUAAGGAAGUUGGAGCUGAAUUGCAUUACAAGGCACUUAAUGUUAAAUGUUGGUUAUUGGGUUUUGUAUAAUUCAAGUUCUUGUCAAAUAUAAGUGUUGGGAUUUAUGACCCAUUUAAUUUUAAUAAAGUGAAUUAUCAUUGAGUCAACUCGUCAGGUUGACUCCCAAGUGUUCGGUUCG
Cucurbita maxima (winter squash) is the source of this 1278-nucleotide messenger RNA. RefSeq names its product leucine-rich repeat extensin-like protein 3. The transcript has 3 exons. Gene Ontology annotation, molecular function: metal ion binding. NCBI's taxonomy places the organism in Eukaryota, Viridiplantae, Streptophyta, Magnoliopsida, Cucurbitales, Cucurbitaceae. The coding region runs from base 150 to 1037 and encodes 295 amino acids. Gene Ontology annotation, biological process: regulation of defense response to fungus. The record is from RefSeq and is a predicted model, not a curated record.